AUGAGUAUUCCGGUAGAACAUAUUGGAAGUGAGCGUCAACGCAUUCCGGCUGUUCUGAUAAAAAUCGAGAAGUCGAUGGGCUUGAUCAAGUAUGCCCCACGACACACUCCGUUGAAAGUUCCACUAUCGGAGUUACAGCUAGCUCCGAGCGCUUUUGAGCCUUUUCAUGAGAACGUGUAUUCUCACACAGAGGUGUGUGAACUGGGAUCUCCGCUCAAAACAUGGACCGACAAGGAUGAACAGCGCUUGAAUCCUCGGGAACCGGGUGAAAUUUGGCUAACUACUGAGGCCACAUCAAGGAAAAAGCCAAGUAUCCCAGAUAGUUCAGAAUGUGCAGCACAGAAGCUGGAAGAAUCACCUUCAUCUUUGGUUGAUUCCCCCGCAGGCGCCUGGUGGCCAGGUCGUGUGUUGAACAUCCAUGGCGGUUUUAUGCAUGUUGAAGUUGCGGCACCUCUUGCGGAGAGUGGAAACAUGGACGACUUGACUACUCCUCAUGUUGUGCGGAUGGGAUCAUCUCUUCUACCCUUCCGUUCUACCAUUGUCAGACUUGGAGAGGUUCGUCCUCUGUGGACCGGUCGGCCAGCCCCGGCACAAUCUACAGCCACUGGUGAACAACCCAAGCACGGAACGUCAAAAGACCCAUUCUCAGAACAGUAUGUGCUUACUACACCGGGGGUUUUAAAUCGCCAUACCAUCUGUAUUCCGGCCUAUUUGGCUCGCCUCGCCACCUCAAUGGACGCCCACGCGGCAUUAAUCAAGUUUUGUGAUGCUCCUUGUCUGGUUCAAUGUGAUCCCGAACCGUUCUUAUCUCAUGUUCUGGUCAAGCGCAUUCUGGCUGAUGGCACAUCUGGUCGUCAAACCCCUUGCCAAGAUACGGAUUCGAAUCUUGGUGUCCCAUCAGUGGCUGUUCCAGCAAACUCGCAAACUGCGAAUGCACCUUCUUGGCCCUCGGCUUGUACAAUCGCCCAAUCACCCCUCCUCAAUCCACCAAAUAUUGCUGGUACUUUGAGCCAAGCUGGUGUUACCGAUCCCACGCUGCUUUUAGAGGGACUUCCAGGGGCGAACGGUCCUUUGGUAAUGUUACAUAUUUGGUCGGGAUCUCCAGAGGCUAUCCGACGUGCAGGCCUACUGGAGUUGGCUCAUGUCCGAAUACUCGUUUUCCGCUAUCAUGUGGUCCGUAAGCUUUCAAAUGGUGAACCCGGUGAAUUGGACUUGGCGGAUUCAACAGACGCGCCGACAGAGAAUGGAGAUGCUCCAGUUAUGCAUUGCAAGCCGAUAAGCAUUCCUGUUCAUCCAAAUCCAGAUGAUCCAUCAGCCGCACCAAGUGGCAUGAUGAUAGGAUAUUCGGCACAGUUCCGUAUCCAGCCCCAGCUUAUUGGUUUAGCAAUUGGUUACCGUGGCGCAACCAUUCAUGAAGCACGCGCGCUCCCUGGAGUUCGCAACGUCGACCUUCUCCACGAUGGAAUUGUGCAUAUUGAAGCUGAGACGGUUGAGGCCUGUCAAGCGGUUCGAAAUUUACUUGACUUCACCGAAGCUGAGAUCCCCGUUUCACCCAGACUUGCCAGUCGCCUCAUCGGAUCCAAAGGCAUGAAUAUCCGUAAGUUAGCAGCAUCUGCUGGGGUUCGUCGUGCCCAACUGCUCGAUCCUCUGAUGCGCAAACGGCGCCACCAACAACAGCAACUUAAUCGACAACAAGCCGCACCUCUGUCGGACCGCGAUCAGUUUGACGCAUUCAUUGAUGCGGGGCGAAAUGGACAAAACGCGGAUGGAGAUGGUGUCGAACACACUGAACAUACGGAUACUGUGGAGCCGGACGUCCGUAGCGCCAACGGAGAAUCUAAUGCCAGCCCAGCGGCAAAUUCAGAAGAUGAAAAACUCCCUCCACCAGCCUUCUAUCUUCUUGGCACUCGACCGGCGGUUGCGAAAAUGCGUCUGUUGCUGGAGUUCCAGGCAGACAACUGGAAUGAACUGGAUGAAUUGGAGGAAACUCGCCGAAGCUUGUUCACUCAGCUGAGACAGUCAAAUCAACAGUCAACGCGAAUGGGUUCCUUCCCUCCCACAUCAGGACCAGAUGCGCCGGCUCAAGGAGGGCCUGGUCCCACUGGUCCUCGUGGCCGUGGGCGACGAACUUCAGGCCGAGGGGGUUCAGCCGAUGGUGCACCGGAUCACGACCAAUUGCCUCAACAGAGUAAUUUCCCUAGGCCCUUCCGUGGACGCGGCCGUGGUGGCCCUGUCAACGGGGGACCCAAUGGACGACCAUCUGCUCCCACCAAUAGAUUCAACCGGGAGUCUGAUGGUCCAUCGCAUCCAAAUGAAGAACAUCAUGAUAAUAUGCCACAAAAACCGGAAGUUGACGACGACCAUGCGGUUCAUAAUGGUUGGCAGCCAGCCCCUCCGAAGGUUGGAAUGGCAAACGGAUCAGGACCCAGGGGACGCGGAAGAAAUCGCCCACGUAACCAACCAGUUAACUCAUGAAUGCUCGAUCUGUGUUGACUGAUUGCAACCAACAUAGAUGACAUCGCAACCUUAGAUGUUAGUUACCCGAACAUACUGUUCUACAAACACGUUCCUGUCUAACAUUACGUGCCUCCGGUCCUAAUCAGCUUCGCUAUAUCGCGGCCUUCUCUUUCAUACGUGCUUCUGGAUCUCUCCGAAAUCUGACGUUUUUCAACGCAUUUCAACCCACGUUUUAACCUUCAUCCUGGUAACAUCCCUCAAUUCGCCGCCUCGCCUUCAGUCUUCCUCCGAUACCCCCCCCCAUUUACCUGCACAAACCAACCAGCUUGGUUUCAGAUCUUUGCCGAAUAGCCGUUUCUUCCCGCUUUUAUUGUUACGCACUCUGCAGAAAGUGCAUUUAUUGUGAGAUGAGCUCUUGACACUUCACCGGCAACGGGCACUGUUAUCUGAUUCGUUCGAUAGCGCUGUGGCUUAUGAUGAGUGUGAUACUUUCUAGUUUUCAAAUCGAUAAUUCUGAUGUUCUGGUUUUCAGAU
Messenger RNA from Opisthorchis viverrini, 2991 nucleotides. RefSeq lists its product as hypothetical. Bases 1 to 2475 code for a protein of 824 amino acids. The record is from RefSeq and is a predicted model, not a curated record. Gene Ontology annotation, cellular component: axon; neuronal cell body; postsynaptic density. NCBI's taxonomy places the organism in Eukaryota, Metazoa, Platyhelminthes, Trematoda, Opisthorchiida, Opisthorchiidae. Gene Ontology annotation, biological process: regulation of dendrite morphogenesis; regulation of modification of synaptic structure; regulation of translation at postsynapse, modulating synaptic transmission. Gene Ontology annotation, molecular function: protein homodimerization activity; translation regulator activity; mRNA 3'-UTR binding. The transcript has 10 exons.